ACCCCACUUCAAUUUGUGAUCGACGACCUCAGCGGGCGGCUACUUCUUCCUCUCUCUCGUCUUCUUCUCUCAUCAUCAUCGUCGGUUCCACUCCCACCUCUCCUGCGUUUCAUUUCCAUUUCCAUGGCGCGGUCAACUCCACGGUAGUGACUAGUGACCUGGGCGACCACAUACACCCGCCAUCGAUCAUCGCUCUGCCGUCGACCGUUCGACCGAUCGUACGUGGCCAUGGCGAAAACCCUGCUGCUCCUGCUGCUCUGCGCCACGAUCGCCGCACGGGCGCACGCGCAGGCGCCUGCGCGGCCGGCGGAGGAGGAGACGCCGCCUGGGGCGGGCGUGAAGGUGUCGUUCCGGCCGAGCGUGGCCAUCGUGGUGGGCAUCUUCACCAUGAUCUUCUCCCUCACCUUCCUCCUCCUCAUGUACGCCAAGUUCUGCCACCCCGCCAACACGCCACUCCUCCCCGCCACCACCGCCAGCCCGUCCCGCCCACCUGCAACAACGGCAGAGGCCGCGGCGGCCUUGGAGGAGGCGGGCGCCGGCGUGGGCAAGGCGGUGAUCGAGUCGCUGCCCUUCUUCCGGUUCGCGGCGCUGCGCGGGGCGCGGCAGGGGCUGGAGUGCGCCGUGUGCCUGGCCCGCUUCGACGACGCCGACCUGCUCCGCCUGCUCCCGCGCUGCCGCCACGCCUUCCACCUCGACUGCGUCGACCGCUGGCUGCACUCCAGCGCCAGCUGCCCGCUCUGCCGCGCCCGCGUCCACCCCGACGACGCCGACCUCGGCCUCAAGUACGCCGCCGCCAGCGCGCGAUUCGUCUUCGGCGCAGCAGGCGACGACGCUACUGUCGGUGCGGCAGUGCCGUCGUCAGCAGGGUCCGGCCGCGACCUCCUCGCCGGCAUCUUUGUCGAGCGCGUGCCGUCGGCGCGCUUCGGUGAUGAUGAUGCCGGUGCUGCCGAUGAUUCUUGUAACAAGGUGGAGCUGGACCGGCACCGGCACCGCAUCGUGGUGUCUGACAGCGUGUUCAAGAGCCGGUGGAGCGACCUCAACUCGGCGGACCUCAUCGCGCUGGACACCGAGAUGCUGCGCUCCGUCUCCAGCGGCCGCUUCCCCUACCCGUACCCCUACCCCGACGACGACAUUAUCUUCGUGGGAGACGAGCACGACGAGGAGGAGCAACCUCGAAAGCCGGGCCGAGACGAUGACGACGGCGCCCGCAUGUCCAUUGAGAUUGAGAAGAAGCGGCUGCUGGACGUGGAGGUGGGGAGCGGCAGCAAGACAGGGCCCAGCCUGGGAGGGUGCGGCGGGUCGGAGGCGGUGGAGCCAUCGUCGGUGCGCGCGGCGUCGAGGCUGGUGUCGUCGGGCGUGCGGUCCAUGUCGGAGAUCGUGCGGCUGCCUCGGGUGGCGGUAAGGGCGACGGAGGAGGAGGAGAGGGCGCGGCACCGGUGGGUGCCCAUCGCGCGGCGGACGGCGCGGUGGUUCGCGGCCAGGAGCAGGGAGGAGGACGUCAACGCCGCCGACCGCCUCCGCCUCCGUGUGUAAUAAUGUAAUAAUGUGAAGAAGAGAAACUACGGCGGGCGCUGUCAAUCAAUCAGUGAGUCAGUCAACGGUUAAAUCAAUCCGGUGCUCAAGGAAGGCAAGCAGAUGACAAAAAUGUUUUGAGAGACAAGUCCUUGCUUUGACGACGAGAAGAAGAUGGUGAUCUGAUGUUGCACAUGUAUGCGUGUAUUGUUGUAUGUAUGUAGGAGUACGAUACAAUUGUGCAUAGGCUAGGUAGCUAGCACACAUGCAUGGAAUUACUAGCCAAUUAUUAUACUGAAAUGCCACAAAAAUUUACUAGCCAAUUAUUGUUGUAUGUA
Messenger RNA from Aegilops tauschii subsp. strangulata, 1850 nucleotides. Its product is annotated as putative RING-H2 finger protein ATL12. The record is from RefSeq and is a predicted model, not a curated record. NCBI's taxonomy places the organism in Eukaryota, Viridiplantae, Streptophyta, Magnoliopsida, Poales, Poaceae.